GUCGCGGUAACCACUGAUUUUGCUACGCGGUUUCUCACUGAAGUUCGGGAAAUGCAAGUUCUAGUCUUGCUAGUGGCUCUGCUGAGUGUGUGUUCUUGGACUACACUAAGUGUGGAUGGUGUGACCAUCUCUCUGAAUGGUGAGCCUAUUCCAAACAAUAGCAUAUCAAGGAGAAGUGUGUACGACUUUGAGUGCAAGUUAUAGUCUUGCUAGUGGCUCUGCUGAGUGUGUGUUCUUGGACUACACUAAGUGUGGAUGGUGUGACCAUCUCUCUGAAUGGCGAGCCUAUUCCAAACAAUAACAUAUCAAGGAGAAGUGUGUAUGACUUUGAGUUUGUGAAUUCUUCGACAAAGCUAUGAGGUGUUAGUCUGAACAGUCUGUCUCUGAAAUCCCUGCAUCUACUUAUGGAUGUCAUGUUGGUGGUGGAGAUACUCC
Molecule: messenger RNA, 435 nt
Organism: Geodia barretti
Lineage: Eukaryota; Metazoa; Porifera; Demospongiae; Tetractinellida; Geodiidae
Source: the annotation of a GenBank genome assembly